Paramecium pentaurelia is the source of this 459-nucleotide messenger RNA. NCBI's taxonomy places the organism in Eukaryota, Ciliophora, Oligohymenophorea, Peniculida, Parameciidae. The record is from the annotation of a GenBank genome assembly.
UAAUGCUGCCAUAAUAAAUUAUUUAUAGAUAAGUUAGACAUUCCCCUUAAAGUAUCUAUUAAAUGAAUCAUAUAUAGAAAUUUUAAGAUAAUCCACAAUUCUUCCACAUCAAUAAUUAAGAACAUCAACUCCUAUUAGAUAAUAAAGAUCGUACUCUCAUUUUGAUUAAUAACCCUAAAGUAGUAUGAAAAAGCAAUAAGAAAAUUUUGAAAGAGAAAAUGAUCUAUUAAGAGAAAAAGUAAAAUAAUUGAAGCAAUAGAUAGCCAGUCUUGAACAAAAUUAUUAAAAUAAUGCAGAAGUAUAAAGUUUAUUUGAUUUUAGAUUGAAGAAUAAUAUAUAGUUGCUUUAAGAAUAUUUUAAUAAUUGAAAAUUGAGUCUGAAUAAUUAAGAUUAGAGCUUUCUUAUAUAAAAUAGGAGAACAAUCUGCUUAAAUCAAAAUUAAAACAAAUUAAUUAUUGA